GAAAAGGGAAACGAACGAAAAUAGCAUCAAAACACGCAUCUGGUGGCGACCGCAGAGCGUGCCCACAUGAACCCAACUGCUCUCUUCCUUCUGCUGAAACUUCACACUCCACGCCAGACCACCAAGCUUUACCAGCACCUCCAAUGGCGAGGACUAGUGAAGGUGAGACUGAAAUGGGUGAAGAACAGAGGCCUCGACUACAUCAUCGAUACAGAGACCGAUCUCAAAGCUGUUUGUCUACUCAAAGACGCCAUCAAACGAUCGCCCACCGGCUUCAUUACCUCCAAGACGAUCUCCGACUGGCAAAAGCAUCUUGGCCUCACCAUUCCUGUCCUCCGCUUCAUACGCAGGUACCCGACUCUCUUCCAUGAAUUCCCUCACUCUCGUUAUGCUAACCUUCCUUGUUUUCGCCUCACCGAUACCGCCCUUCUCUUGGACUCCCAAGAACAAGGUAUACACCAAGCCCGAGAGGCUGAUACCGUUGAACGGCUCUGUCGAGUUCUAAUGAUGUUGAAAUGCAAAGCGAUCCCCUUCCAAUCGCUCUAUCAUUUGAAAUGGGAUCUGGGUUUACCUGACAAUUUUGGUAAUAUACUAAUUCCCAAAUACCCAGAUCAUUUUCGGGUUGUUAAGUCGCAGAGCGGGCUUUCGUGUUUGAGCCUUGCUCAAUGGAGGGAAGAAUUCGCCGUCUCUGCAUUGCAGAAAAGCAACGAGAAUUCCGAACUCGGUGAUGGGUACCAGCAAUUUAAGAGGGGAAGAGCAGCACUGACGUUCCCGAUGAAUUUUCCAAGGGGUUAUGGUGCACAGAAGAAGGUUAAGGCUUGGAUGGAGGAUUUUCACAAACUGCCUUACAUAUCCCCCUAUGAGGACUCUACUCAGAUCGAUCCCAAUAGUGACCUAAUGGAGAAGCGGGUUGUUGGGGUUUUACACGAGUUCUUGAGCUUAACCAUCCACAAGAAGACUAAGAGAAACUAUUUGAGGAGCUUGAGAGAAGAAUUGAAUCUGCCUCACAAGUUUACUAGGAUUUUUACGAGGUACCCAGGGAUUUUCUACCUCUCUUUGAAAUGUAAAACGACAACUGUGGCACUCAAGGAAGGGUACCGGCGAGGGAAGUUGGUGGAUCCCCAUCCCCUUGCCCAAAUCAGAGAAAAGUAUUACUACGUCAUGAAGACGGGUGUUCUUUAUCGAGGUAAAGGCGUGGCACUGUUACCAGAAAAAGAUGGCAUGAUUAAUGAUGGAGAGAAUGGGAUGGAACAACAAGAAUCAGAUGAGGAAGAGGUUGAGACGGGUGAUGAAUUAUAUGACGAGGAUACAUCAGACACCGAAGUGGAGUCUGAGGACGAAUAAGACAAUGGUUCAUAGUGCUUCAUCUGACAAGAAAGUUAACAGUUAUGGUGAUGGGAUACUAAUUGGCUGAGAUUGGUAUCGAUAGAUUAUAGAGCUAACUGGCAUACCCUAAAAUAUAUUAAUUGAUAUAGGCCAUAGGUUUGAUUUUCCAGAUCUUGAUUGGUAAUCAUUAUGCUUCUCUAAGUAUCUGGUUAUUAUUUUCUCUGACUAUCUAGUUUUGUAUUGCUGAUGUCAGUAUAACAUUGGGAUUUUAACGUGUUUCUCUA
Molecule: messenger RNA, 1610 nt
Organism: Nelumbo nucifera (sacred lotus)
Lineage: Eukaryota; Viridiplantae; Streptophyta; Magnoliopsida; Proteales; Nelumbonaceae
Product: Ubiquitin carboxyl-terminal hydrolase family protein
Molecular function (GO): RNA binding
Source: RefSeq, a predicted model, not a curated record